AUGUACUGCUGGGCAGACUACACCUGGAUCAUGCUCCGGAUGUGGAACACUGGCUCAUACACUCUCUCUUUACUGUGUUCUAGAGGUAUUUCUCUCUCUCUCUCUCUCUCUCUCUCUCUCUCUCUCUCUCUCUCUCUCUCUCUCUCUCUCUCUCUCUCUCUCUCUCUCUCUCUCUCUCUCUCUCUCACACACAUACACACACACACACACACACACUAAACUGUUUUCCAGAGGUAGCCUAACACAUCCAUCUAUCUAUCUUUACAGAGAAUUCCCAUCUUUCACAGUGUUAGUAUGUGUGUAUGUGGAGAGGAGGGGGAAUAAUAGAAAUACCAAAAUAUGUUUGGUUACUCAUGCGGCCCUGCACACAUGAAUGCCUAAGUGAUGAAAAUGAAAUGAUGAGGCUGUACAUCAUGUGUGAUUUAUAUCACUCAGUUGUGAUUGAUGUUGUCUCUGCAUGAAGGAAUGUGUUUGGUCCAGUCUCCUGCAACCCUGAAAUUCACCCUCUGUCAUUCUAUCUGAUCUGGACCAUGAUCAACGUAUCAAAGAUCACUUGGCUGUUUCUCUCAGACAGGCAGUAAGUGGUUUGGUAUUUUUUUACAUUUAAAGGGGAAGUUCAGUAUUUUAAAACUUAAUGUUUGAUGGUUCCGCAUCCUGAAAGUAGUCUUUGGGCCAGGAGAAACUCUAAUCCAUGGUUCAGUGUUAUUUAAAAAGCAAAUACAAACUUCAGCUAACUUUGAUAGUUUCUGUUUAAAGAAAAUCGAACAGUGGAUUACAGUUUCUGUUGGCCCACAGAGUACUUUCAGAGUGAGGAACCCAUCUAACAUUGUUUUAAAAUACUAAUCUUCCCCUUUAAGAUAUAGGCCAAAAUAAAUGCAGUGGGCUUUUGUGCAAAACCAAGUAAGGCAAUACAAAAAUGAUGGAUCAUCCUUUUUAUUUUUACAGUGACCUUCUACCAUCCCUGUUUUUAAAUGGGAUAUGCCAGUUCACAGCUUCCAAAUGCUGUAUGUCUCCUUUCGAAACCUGCACUGCCACAGCACCUGGCUGGCCAUCAACAACCCUAAAGAACCCUGGAGGACCCACUAUCUGAUGAAUUCAAGAUAUAAUCUACAUAUUGAUGUCAAGAUGUAGCUCAAUUGCUUGUUUUUAUCAUGCUGCUAUUAGCCAAUGAGCUUCAGGGCAAUAUGUCCUUAUGUAACCAAGUUGAAUUGGUUAAAUGUACUCCUCAGCUUGAAAUACCACCACCCACGCCACCGAAUUGCUAGCUUUUCAGUGGCACAGCUGGCUGAAGGUGUUUCAAGGGGGCGGUCACAUGUGUUUGCAAGACAGAGGAUCUCAUAUCAAAUACCAGUAAGUGCUUGUGAAGAAGGAAGCGGUAAGUGGCACAGUGACACCUGUUAUCUCUCAUAAGAGAUAAUGUUUUGAUGGGAUAAUUUGCAACAAUGACCUCAAUAACCUUAAGAUAAGAAAAUAUAAGAUAGUAAUUUAUUAACCUUGGUACUGUAUGUCUUGUUUUAAUAUGCCUAUAUCAUAUGUCUUCAUGAUGGUCCCUCUAGUCUAACUGUGUGUUGAUGUGUUGAUGUUGUGUGGGGCAGACCCAGAACGGACUGGCUACGUUUGGCUGGUGGACUCUCCUGGAGGCCCUGGACAGUCUGGGACUGGUGCCGAGGUACCAGGCUAGUCUACCUGACCCUCUGGUCAGCUCCAUGGUCCUUACCCUACUGCUCCUGGGGAUGCUCAUCUGGUAAUGACUGACAAUGAUAUAAGGAUGGUCCCAUACAAUGUUCCCUCAGCUCCCUGGGACUGCCUGUGCAGAAUAAAUAUCAGCCCCCGCAGAGAAGCACAAGAUUGAACUUCACUCAACUCUCUAGAGUUUUUUCGGUUAGUUAACACUAUCAACGUUACCCUUUACUGUGGGGAAUUGUGAUCGAAUCAACUCAAUAUUAACCACUUUCAAUGCAACAAACCGAAACAAAACAAACUAUGCAAGAGAUUUUGUUGUAGGCAGAACGCUCCUUGUCUGAAGGGUAAGUGGCUAAACAGGUUAAUGUCAAGCCCUGCAUGUUUUUUUCAAAAGUCUCAUGGAAUGUAGGCCUAUAUUGAACACCACACAUUGGCUGCUACUGUAGGCUGAACUAUAGAACAAGAACAAGUAUUUUCACAUUGCGCUCAGCAGACCUGAAAUUUGCUCAGUGAGGAAAAAAAUCAGAGGGAACAUUGGUCCCAUACAUAAAGAUCCUAAUCAUUGAUUGAAUGGAAAAAUUAUAAAUUGUGGUGUCGACGUUAGGAGAGUCUCUCCUGCUGAGACUGAGGCUGUCCUAAUAUGGACACCGUGCUCACUAAAUGGGUACACUAUACUGGGUAGCUGGGUUUAAUUCAGUGUAGAAAAACAAUGCUAUUUCCCAACAGGUUUUUCUUUGAGAGCUUCAUCUUCUCCAAGUACAUCUGCUACACGUUUACUGUCUACCACGUGUUGAUUGUGGGUCUGGAAGCCAUGUUCACCAGAGGCUAUCAUGUCCAAGACCUCGCUCCAACACAGUCUACUGUG
Coregonus sp. 'balchen' is the source of this 2548-nucleotide messenger RNA. The record is from the annotation of a GenBank genome assembly. Lineage: Eukaryota; Metazoa; Chordata; Actinopteri; Salmoniformes; Salmonidae.